Messenger RNA from Aedes aegypti (yellow fever mosquito), 4703 nucleotides. RefSeq lists its product as uncharacterized. The transcript has 3 exons. The record is from RefSeq and is a predicted model, not a curated record. NCBI's taxonomy places the organism in Eukaryota, Metazoa, Arthropoda, Insecta, Diptera, Culicidae. Gene Ontology annotation, molecular function: nucleic acid binding; exonuclease activity. Bases 1836 to 4538 code for a protein of 900 amino acids. Gene Ontology annotation, cellular component: nucleus.
AAUGCAUGUGCUCAGUCUGUCAGCAGCGUUCGUCGAAGGCAGAAGUGCCUGCUAUACUUUAAUGUUAUUAAUUUUACCCCUUCUACUACCGCAGUCGGUCGUCACACCCACUCGUUUUAAUACCAGAAGCGCGCGGUUUUUUACUUCUCAUUUUUGCGGUAUAUUUCUUCCGCCUUUACGGUUAAGUGCGAUUUAGAUUCUUUUUUCGGUUUUGCGGCUUGCUCGUUGAGCCGCGAGAGGAAGUUGCGGCAAUUGAAGCAAGCGGUAUCUAAUUUCCAGCUAGACGGAAGACCGCAUGGCUUGCUGAGUUCGGUUUCCAUUUUGUCACGGAGCUUCUGCAUGAGGAUAAAGAGUGCUCAGCCUGGAGAAAGGUCGAAAAACUGCUCAAGCAUCGAGCCAAUGAAGAGUGGAUGCAGUUAAAUAUAGAUUUUCCGCCUUCUGAGUGCUGUUCGUAACGAGUGAUGAGGAAAAGUGGAAGAAAAAAUAAUCAAUCGAUUUUUAUACGCGGUGGUGAACGGUGCACGAAACUAGAAGAUAGAGAGUGAGCGGAUUUGAAACCGAGUUAAAAUUACGCUUGGCGCGGUUGUAUAGCUGCUGUAGUGUCCGCUGCAAUCUGUGGAUGCAGUAAAUUCACGACAUUUGCAUUUGGAUUCAAUUCAGAGUGGUGUGGGCACAUGAAAGGAGAAAGUGGAAUCAUUUCCGCGACGCUUAGCCAACACUCGUCGAAACAGUUGUACUGAGUUCACAAUUUUGGCUCAGGAAGCGAUGGCAAACAUUGACUUGGGAUCAGAGCGAAUACCGAGGAAUAGAUUAGCCAAAACCUGUCGACAAACUAGUAUCCUACAAAAUAAAUUUAAGCAUCAUCAUUGCAAAUCAUUUAACGAACAAAGGAAGCGCUAAAUUAUCCACACGGACUUGGGAACCGAUGCUGAGUGUGAAGAAGAUACAGAAAGAAGGCUGGAACUGCGCAGACUCUCUUUUGCCUGGACCUACCGAAUCAGAGCAGACCACGAAUCAAGCUUGAUUGCAUGUUUAGUGAAUGAAAUUUCACGGGGGAUAUCCACCUAACAGAUCAUCAUUCCCGUUUUGUAGUUGCACAUCUUCUCUCUUCUGCUUUGCAUCUCCGAGAAGCGACCGAUCGAUGUGCAGGAGAGUGGUCCUGAGAGAACAAAAGAUACACAAAAACGCAGAGGUACAAACGGAAAACGAAAGAUAAAGAAUCACAAUCAUCAAAACGUUCUUCAGUACAGCAGCAACAUCAUAUCGAGAGUUUUACCACUGAGAAUCUCUUUAGUUAGUUCAAAAGCACAGAAGAAUACAGAACGGAGUACCACGUGGUCGUGAGCUACGUUCAACUCGUGUGAGCUCCCGUUCUGUGUCUACCGUCGAGAGCGCGACUUCGAUUUCGGGGGGACACUUGGAGAGUUCCCGAAAGAAAGUGAAACCGAGCGCGCGUGAAAGUGUGUCGACGUCCACAACAAAGCUGAAUUUCUCUCGACCGAUACAAUAGCUAACAAUAAGCUACCAGCACGCCGCCAGUGGACGACAGUGUGUGAAUCCUAACAAAAGCUCUUCACAGUUGCGGGAAAGAAGAUACGGAAAAAUAGAUACGGCCUGUGAAGUGCGGUGGUGAUAUAAUCGAAAAAGAGCAUCAUCUCUCGGUGGACUGCAGUGGCUUAGCUAACCGCAAGAAGAAACGACCGAGUGGUGCGAAAGGCCUGUGUGAAAGUGCACUUCAAGUGGUGAAAUACUGUUUUCUCAAAUGUGAAAAGUGUUGGCACUCGGAUCGAUAGUUCAUUGAGUCCCAUAUUCGAGGAAACCCCCCCACUAGCGAAAUGUCCCUGGAGAUGCUGUUUUUGGCGGCCGUCGUUGCCGUUGCCGUGUUUGGUUACGUUCUGUUCGUUCGGAUUCGGACGCGAGAAAAGGAUGACGCAUCCAACCGAAACGAAAAGAACGACGAUCGCAAACAGAAGCAGCAUGGCAGCGGAACAGGUGAACUGGGCAGUGCUGCUGCAGCUGCAGCUGCUUCCGGUGGUGGCAAACCCAGCCGGAAAACCGCAGCAUCCAACGCGGCAACCACCGUCAAGAAGCAACGCACGGCCGACGCCAACUAUCAGCACCCGUGGCUGUAUACGACUCUCAAAGGACACACCGGACAGGUGUACGAUAUGGACUUCUCCAGAAAUGGGAAAUAUUUGGCGACAUGUGCAGAAGAUUCGCCUUCAGCGCAGUCGAGCAGCGGCAAUCAUUUAAUUAAUGGCAAUAUUAAUGAAAAUGAUGAACAAAAUGCUACCACACGCACGCUAUCGCCGGCGUCGUCAUCGGCGUCGUCUUCGGCCUUCAGCGUCGUGAGCGAUGGUAAAGUGACCAGCGACGAUACUGGCAGUUGUUCGGGUAGUAGUAGUGGAAUCAAUAGCAGCAUUGGCAGCAAUUGCAGUGGGCGCAGCAGCGGCAGUAGUAGUAGUGGUGGCAGUACCCGUGGUGAAGAAUCACCGAAUGGUCAAGGUGCCAGCAAAAAACAGCGCCGAUAUACCAAAAAGAAACAACAGUAUAAAAAGUCGAGCACCGGCAACGGUGCUAAUGGCGUAACCACCAACAACAGCGGUCAUACUACGAACAGUGGGCACAAGACGCAGUCUACUUUACGCCCAUCGUCACCCUCUGCUAGUGACGAUUCUACCAACACUCUGCAAGAUGAUCAUCACCUUACGCAAACGACGUAUUACUAUGGUUCGAUAUCACCACCUUCUAGCCCAUCAACGAAAGUGAUUUCAUCACGGCCGGUUGGCCACAACGAUCAACAGGUUUUGAACGGUUCAAAACACUCAUCAUCCUCAUCUCUAUCUUCUUCGCCGUCGUUGUCGUCGUCGUCGUCAUCUUCACCAACUUCAACUAUCAAGAUUAACAAAAACACGAGCUACCAAGGUCGCCUGGAUUUCAGCAGCCGAACGGGUAUCGCUCAGCAACGCGCCGACAAAAAAUACAACCAAGGAAAUGCUGGCAACGGUCAUCAUGCGAGCUCAUCCGUUAACGCCAACGCCGCCGCCGGUGUAACAAAAAAUGCGGCAAACACUUCACCGCUCCGCCAAUACGUCAAGCUGAAUCUAAGCGAGAAUGAUCUCGUCAAGUACCUUCGCAAGUACGUGCUCGAUAAGGACGUGAUGAAACAGCUCGGAUUCCCCGUCGAGUACGGUCUGGACAUGGAUAAAGCUAUAAUCUAUAAAUUUCCGCACGACUUCUUCCGUCCCGCUCAAUUCUACCCACCUGCGGGGGAAGAAAAGAAACGUGCCCAUCAUGAGCGGAUAGUGGCGGCGAGCGACAAAAGUGACGAUAACGACAGUGGUCAAAGCAGCGGCACAUCCUCGCCGACCAAUGUGGACGACAAUGACGCACUGCUCAUGUAUCGACUUUCGUCGAAGUCUACGUCACUUCAGUCGCCCCUUAGCGACAUGCAACUGCAGCCGAGUGAAGAGCGAGAGUGCUGUCGCUGUGGGAAAGGAUUCUUCAUCACACUGGAUGGGGAAUACUUGACGCAAGAGCACUGCAUUUAUCACUGGGGCCGAAUGACGAGGGUUUACGCCGGUUCAGAGUUCAAGAAGGUGUACUCGUGUUGCAACGGAGAAACGGACGUCAAAGGAUGCACCAUCAAUAAAUUGCACGUUUGGACCGGCUUGUUGUCCGGAUUCAAUGGUCCAUUCGAUGGGUUUGUGAAAACGGAACCCUCGCCACGAAAGUUGAAGAAGUUUGAGAAGAUGCUGAUGAACAAAUUCUACUACCAGAAUAUGAAUCUUGAUUGCUUGGAAUUGCAACCAGAGGACACACUAGAGGAUGACGAGAGCGAAGGCGUUUAUGCCCUCGAUUGCGAAAUGUCCUAUACUGGUAGAGGUCUUGAACUGACCAAGGUGACUGUGGUCGCCGUUGAUGGUAGUCUAGUCUACGAGAAGCUCGUCAAACCAGACAUUGAAAUUGUCGACUAUAAUACUCGCUAUUCUGGCGUAACCGAGGCGGACUUUUCCGACCCACGCAAUUACGCCACCCUGAAGCAAGUGCAGAAAGAUCUCCUGAAAUUCAUCUAUGACGACACGAUCCUGAUUGGGCAUUCCAUCGAAAACGAUCUGAAAGUAUUAAAAAUCAUCCACAAGACUGUGAUCGAUACGUCUAUAACGUUCCCCCACAUGAACGGCUUUCCGUUCCGGCAGUCGCUCAAAGCGCUCACCAAGAACAUCCUGAAGCGCGACAUCCAGAUGCAGACGCAAAGUGGAGGAAGCCUGGUUGCGCAAUCGCAACAGUCUCAUCAUCAUCAUCACCAUCAUCACAUCAGUGCUGAGCUGACGGAUUGCGAUAGCAGCUGCAGCAGUAGGAACAGCAGUAGUAGUAAUAGUGCUAGUAGCAAUAGUAGUAAUUCAUUCGGCCACUGUUCCCUCGAGGACAGCCGGGCCAGCCUAGAACUUAUGCUUUGGCGCGUACGCAAGGACAAAGCAGCUUAUGACAAUAUCUGGAGUAACAACAACCUCAGUUGUUAUCGAGUGCAGAAUUAAUUAAAAGGAAAAUUGCUGUGAUUAUAUAUACUUUUUUUUUUAAUUUAUUAAUUUUAAACCGUCCGUCUCGUGCGGAACAUCACGAGUAACACCUGUUGUAGAUGGUUACUUAAUUGUGUGAUGAAUAAAAGAUACUGAAUAGGGAGCCAUUUUUUUCUCACUUGA